Messenger RNA from Pseudopodoces humilis (Tibetan ground-tit), 6299 nucleotides. RefSeq names its product ataxin 3 (gene ATXN3). Gene Ontology annotation, biological process: protein deubiquitination. The record is from RefSeq and is a predicted model, not a curated record. Gene Ontology annotation, molecular function: cysteine-type deubiquitinase activity. Lineage: Eukaryota; Metazoa; Chordata; Aves; Passeriformes; Paridae. Gene Ontology annotation, cellular component: nucleus.
CUAAGUUGCUUUCUAGUUUAAUAACAAAACUUCUGAAAUUGAAGUGACAAAGCAUAGUACAUUCAGAGUUUCAAGGUGAUGGUAACUUGUAGUUCCUACGCAUUCUGGGGAAGGCAAGAAGGCUCAUUGUGUGCUCAACAUUGUCUGAAUAAUUUGCUGCAAGGGGAAUACUUUAGUCCUGUUGAGUUAUCCUCUAUUGCACAGCAAUUGGAUGAGGAAGAAAGGAUGAGAAUGGCAGAGGGAGGAGUAUCUAGUGAAGAAUACAGGACUUUUUUACAGCAGCCUUCUGUAAAUAUGGAUGAUAGUGGAUUCUUCUCAAUUCAAGUUAUAAGCAAUGCCUUGAAAGUGUGGGGUUUAGAACUAAUCCUCUUCAACAGCCCAGAGUACCAGAGACUUGGGAUCGAUCCUAUAAAUGAAAAAUCAUUUAUUUGUAAUUAUAAGGAACACUGGUUUACAGUUCGAAAGUUAGGAAAACAGUGGUUUAACUUGAACUCUCUCUUGAUGGGUCCAGAACUAAUAUCAGAUACAUAUCUUGCACUUUUCUUGGCUCAAUUACAACAGGAAGGUUAUUCCAUAUUUGUAGUAAAAGGUGACCUGCCAGACUGUGAGGCAGAUCAGCUGCUGCAGAUGAUUCGGGUACAGCAGAUGCAGCGACCAAAAUUGAUUGGAGAAGAGGCAGCACAGUCAAGAGAUCAGAGGCUACCCAGAAGUGAUGUGGACCAAGCAAUAGAAGUUAACCAUCCGUUUGAUGGAACAGGCAUGUUAGACGAAGAUGAAGAGAAUUUUCAGAGAGCCCUGGCUCUAAGUAGGCAGGAAAUUGAUAUGGAGGAUGAAGAAGCUGAUCUUCGCAGAGCCAUUCAGCUCAGCAUGCAAGGUAGCCGUCAAAGUGAGCUCUCAGGCUCGUUACCACAGAAUGUUCCUCAGUCGUCUCACAGCAGUCAGACAGACUCCCUUUCUUCAGAAGAACUGCGAAGGAGAAGACAAGCAUAUUUUGAAAAACAGCAACAACAGCUACAGCAGCAAGAUCAGACCCCAAACCUACAGGACAAAGCAACUCUUAGCUCAAGCACUCCAGAACCUGGCACAGGUGGUGAUAUGAGCGAAGAAGACAUGCUUCAAGCAGCCAUGAAUAUGUCUCUGGAGUCUGUUAGAAACCACUUGAAUUCGGAAGAGGAGAAAUAACAUCAUUUUAUUCCCUUUUAUUGUCAAAACGCUAAGUCUCCAUUAAAAUUCUACUGUGUGAAUGUUGCACAAGCAGGGUUCAUUUCAGAGUUCUGGAAGUAGGAAUGAAAGGGGGGCUGCUGAAGGUCAGUUUAGAGAGGAUCUGCAAAUACAAAAAUGAUUGCACUAAUGUAGAGAACUGUAGCACUCCUACUACAAAACAUCUGCUCACAGGAGUAGUGGUGUUAAAAUUACUGGAACUAUUCAUGCAAAGUCAGACAAGGGUAGCAGCUGUAACUUAAAAAAGUAAAGCAUUUAAAGCUUGCAUUAAAAAAGCAAGUUUAAAUUGUUUUGAAGAGUUCUAUAGAAGAUUCAAAUGGUGCUGAAAACAGAAUCAAAUUAUUUUCUUCAGUACUAAUGUAAAAACAGAUACAAAUAAUAAGUUAUGUUCAUAAAUUCUUUUUAAUAGAUCACUCUAAAAUGGGGAGAGUAAUUAAAUUCCAUUAAUAUUAAAUUAUUUUGUGAUUCUUUAUUAUGAAUGACUUAACAUCAGCUUUUUGAUCCUGCUGUCUACUUUUGAAAUUAUCCAUUCUGCAGGAGAAACAAGGAAGAAUCCAUAAAUUUCAUACUUUUCAAUUCAAGUGAGAAUUUUCAGUGUAUUGUUGACUAUAAUGUUGCUCCCGAGUCUUUCAGUGAUUUCUGACUUUAUAAUAAUUUUUGGUUUUACCUUCAAUUCCAAUUGUAAAAUUUUAGGCCCAUGUUUAAUGUACUGUCUUUUAGCAGAUAACUUGCCUUAUUUGGCUUGGAGUUUUGUUUUCUUGUUUUGCUUUUAAUUAUUGUUUUCUUACGCUCUUUCUUGUUAAAGCCACUGUCUUUUUACUUCAAAAGCAGCAUAUACUCAAUUGGGUUGAACAGGUUUUAUUUUCUACCUCUUCCAGAGUCUUUUCCUCUUCAAGCUCAACCCUUCAUUAUGGCUUUUCAGUAUGAAAGAGCUGUAACUGAGACUAGGAGAAGGUAGGAGGGGAUUUAGGUGCCAUAAAGUCAGUGCCACAUGCAUAAGGUGCAUUCCUGCAAUCUGAAAUGACCCCUGUGGAAGUAGCUCUUAUAAGAAUGAAUAUUUAUGCCUGUGUGGAUGUUCUUUCUGAAAUGCUUUUUAUGAGUGUCUGUCAGAAUGUUGCAGUUUUUUCAGGAAUGGCCUUUAUUCACGCACCUUACAAUUUUUUAUCAUGUUGUUUCUGAUCCUGAGAAAAAUUGGGAAGCAAAGUUUGUGAGAUAGCUUAUGUUAUUGGUUGUAAGACAUUUGCUUUGAUAUCCAGGAUGAAUGUGUAACAGGGUGACCAAACCUGACUUUGAACUUCAGUGCAACAAAAGAGAGAUAUUUCAUUUUCCUAAAUGGUGCUUGAAAUACAAAUUCUGUUUACAUAUAAAUUAUAUGGAAAUAUGUUGUAGAUAGAGUAUAUAAGCUGUAGUCCAGUUAAAGCAUUAACAGUUAGCACAGGCAUUCUAAGAAUCUUUCAAAGAUAACCCAAAAUUUCUUUAUCAAAGUAUUCUAAAGUUAUAUCUUUGCACAAUAGUAACAUUUAAUUCAAAUUAGUAGGAAAUUAAUGGUAGCUAGAUGGAAAUACACAUUCAGCAUCAAGUAGUACUGUACAUGAAAGGGCUUUUACCUCUCAGUAAAGAUUUGUCUACAGCAAUGGUUUCCUGAUAGCUUAGGAUAUUAUACAUAAUUGGGCUAAAUUCUGUUUUUCUUAUCCAUGUGCUGGAUUUUCACCAAUGUCAACCGGAACCACUGGUAUGUGUUACACAAUAUUGAUUUUGACAUGAGACAGCACUACUUUCUAAAAACUAAUUUUUGUCUUUUUAAAAUAAUCCUGUCAUACAUAUUGUAAUUAUUUGUAAUGUCUCAAAAUAAUAUAGCUGAACAAUGACUUUAAAAGUCCAUGUGUGCGUAUGCCAUUUUGAAAUGCUGUAUUUUUCAGGGUGUGAUUUUCUGCUUUCAGUUUGAAAUUUCUAUGAAACUGAAAGCAAGAAAGGUGUCUAAAGCACUGAUUUAUUUUUUUUUCUCAUCUGUCAAUUAACCACAGCUUAAUUUUCCUUUUUUGGUUGUGCCAUAAACUAAUUCUAAAAUAAGACUCAUUUUUAUAAAUAGGUAUAGACUGGCAAUCUGAUGCCAGUACUUGGAACUUGGACCUUUUAUCCUCCUCUAUUAUAAAAACAUACUAAAAUUAUUAUUUCUGUAGCUCUAGCAGCCUUAUAUUAAAAAAAAAACCCAGACAACUUAGUCCCUUGAAUCUCACUGACUGUAAGCCAGGCCAACUACAUGAUUUUAUAAUCACUAAAACAUGGAGGUUUGCCUUUGAACUUUCAUGUCACAUCAUCAGUCACUUCAUCACCCAAGUAUUUUAAUAUGGAAGGAAUAUAAAAUGUCAAGGCCUGAAAGGUGCAGCUGAGUCAGUGAUCACAGGGCCAACCAUUUCCCUCUGUGGGGAAAUGCUGUCACUCAACAACUACCAGUUUGAUUUUUAAAGAAAUGUCAAGCAGAAUGAGGUAGGCAUGUCUAUAUUGACAAGCAGUUACAAGAGCAAUUUCAGCUACAUCUGUUAAUUCAUGUAAUUCUGUCACUGGAAAAGACCUGCAAGAAACCAACCCUUAAUGCAGGCCAGUCCACCACUAAAUGUAAUGUUGCUAAGCACCACAACUACACCUCUUUUUAAAGAGCUGCAGGGAGGAGACUCAACCACUUGCCUGGGCAGCCUGUUCCAAUGGUGGAUGACCCAUUCAGAGAAGAAAUACUUCCUGAUACCAAACCUGAACCUCCCUUGGUACAAACUGAAGGCUGACACACACCACACUACAACCUUCUUUCAGGACUUGUAGAGAGUGACAGGGUCUCUAUUUGAACUGUACCCAAGGAAAAGACUCAUACUAAUUGCUGACAGUACGUAUUUUAUAACCCAGGUCUCAAGUUCAAAAUGUCUGGACCUGCCAAGAAGCUGUCAAUAAAACACUGCUGUCAUUUUUUGGUGUGCAUUCUUUCAAUGAUAAAUAGUCUAAGUGCAGUUCAACUAUGCUUCUAAUUUACUAAUUUAGGGUGUACUUCCAGUGUUAUCUACCCUGUCAACCAGAAGGGUUGGGCUUUUUCCCAUGUUACAGCUUUAGGCCAAAGUUCAUUGUUAAGCAGUAGAUGUUGAUUUUUUUAUUUUUUUUUUUUAAAUUUUAAUAUUAUUGUUAAAAAGUUAUAUUUGAGGGAAUUUCAGACUUCAUUAGUUCAACAGAUUUUUACUAUUUUCCAGUGAAUGCUCCAUGGGACAAAUUAUGGUUUUCUUCCAGUAGAAAUCAAAGGGGCAGGGGGAAUGAGUGAUACAAUAAAUACCAAAAUUACAUCUCUAAGUAUAAUUCUGCAAACUGCUUUCUUGGUCUUGGUGAGGGCAGGAGGAACAAGAGUUGUAAUGCAGUCAUGCUUUUAUGCAAUUCUUGUUAGGCACAUCAAGUAUAAAUAUUAGCUGUUUAAAUGCUUAUAUUUUUCUAGACCUGAAACUAGUAUGAUACAAUACUGUCUUACUUUAACAUUUGUGCUUGUUGUGCCCUUCAAAGAACUGAAAUAAAUUUAAGUGUAAUUUUCAGCUAAGGUACUCUUCUUACUUGUCAUACUUUACUACUUUGCAGACUACUUGAAAAUAACCAAUACAAAUUUAAAUCUAUGAUGUGUUUUAAUGUUGGACUAUUGCUUCUAUUACAGACUUACAGAAUGGUGGGGGUGCAGAUGUCUACUAGACAAAUAUUAUAAUUUGCAAGCUGCUUUGUCUUAUUACAAAAAUGACAGGCUUAAAAAUGAACAUGUUACAGUUCUAAAAUGUGAAAAUCUCUAGUGUUAAAUAUUGGCUCAAAUAAUGAUGAAAACAUAAAAAUGGUGGCCUUUGUACUGAAAAAUACAGUAUAGGGGAACAGGAUCAGAGAAUUAGAAUUCAGACUUACAAAGAAGUUUUAUUUUGCAAUUUGUGUUAUCAGCACAUCACUUUUGAAGGAACUGAAAUAAGAAUCCAAGGAAAAGAAAAACUGAUGUGGAAACUUUUUUUAAGGGCUUAGAUAGAAAAUUAUGUUCACUUGGUAAGCCAUUACUGUCUUGCAUACAGCAAACUUAAGUCCGGGCAAAUCUUGAUAAUUAUUCACAAAUCAUUACCAAAAAAAGGAAAAUAAGUCCAACAUGUAAUAAAUACAUGCCUAUUCCAUAGACACAAUCACUUGUUCAAGUGACAGUAAUACUUAAUGCAUUCAAACUGGCGGGGUCCAAAUAUUUAGUUCUUCAGUUUAGAAGUGGUAGCUUUGUCUUGUAUUCAGGUUUUCAUCUUAAAAGCAUGAGCUCUUCUGCAAUAUUUUUUUUUAAUCGUCAUACACACAUUUUGCCUUAUUUGUAUUUCAGAGAUGGAGGAAAUGCUGGAGUAUUUAACCUGCCAUAGUCAGCUCCUUCCCCAGUUACAGUUCUUCAGACAGUUAGAACAUGUGACUUUUCAACUGCUUUCACCAAAUCAAAAUGCUUAUACAUUAUUUUCUUUGUCAAAAAAAUAAUUAUAACUACAUUUUUAUUUUAAUCUUUCCUUAUCCUCAGUACGGCCACUGGGUGAAUUCAGGAGGGGACUUGUAAGAUUUUGAAAAAAGGUAUGUAAUGUUCAAAUUCCACUGUGCAAAAGCAAAAUGAAAAAAAAAAAGAUAAAAAACUUGAUCUUGUCUUUAAAGCAUUUAAGCUUUUGAUAAAAUUUUAUUUUUUGCUACAUGAAACCCCCUGUGUACAAGUCAGUGUAGAGUUAGGAUUUUGUAAGGGAAUAAUUUUUCAUCUCUUGCCUAAUGGUUGUGUAUUUUAAAAAUUAUUUUCAGUAAGAUUUUUUGUCAAGACUGUUUUCAUAUCACAUCUUUGGCUCUGGAUUCCUGUAUAAUUUUUGCCUAUUUUGUGUAUAUAAAGCAUAGAAUAAUGAAAAGAUUUAAAAAGGGAAAAAUGAAAUGCUUUGUCAUUGUUUUGACUGGAAAAUGGCAACACUGUUCAAUAUUUUGAAAAUGGUCUCCAAAUAGGCAUGAAUAUAUAUGGUUGUAUUUGAUAUCACUUUUUUAAAUAAAUAUGAUUAUAGCUUCUAAUGUUUCUCUCU